This is a messenger RNA of Eriocheir sinensis (Chinese mitten crab), 3614 nucleotides long. Its product is annotated as venom phosphodiesterase-like. The record is from RefSeq and is a predicted model, not a curated record. Gene Ontology annotation, molecular function: metal ion binding; hydrolase activity; nucleic acid binding. NCBI's taxonomy places the organism in Eukaryota, Metazoa, Arthropoda, Malacostraca, Decapoda, Varunidae. Bases 1048 to 3246 code for a protein of 732 amino acids. The transcript is spliced from 15 exons.
AUGAACAUGUAACAAAAAUCUGGGCGAGUUGGCAACACUUCCCGCCUGGCGCCUGACCGUGCCCCGCGGGGCGCGGGCGGGGCCUUGCUCCCCGUCCCCCUGCUCGCUCCUCCCAGAGUCUUCCAGAGGCCCAUAGACCCCGGGGAAGGCUUCCAGCUAAAUAAUAUGCAGCAUUAACCCUAAUUGUCUCUAAUUAAUCUUUACAUUUUAUCUAAACUUUGACCUACUAGCACAAACCAACGGAAAGGGUGGGAAAGGGUGGAGGAUGGGAGCUCUAAGAGGGAGGGGUUGGGUAGUGUCUCGAACGCCCGCCCCAUACUCGAACACUCUACCUCAGUGAAGCAGAAUCCUCCCCCUUCCACUGUAACCUCUACACAUUUUCCAUCUGUAAAGAUGACUAACCUGAUGGGAAUGUCCGCCACACCAAUGGUCCAUGUUCUCAGGGCACUCAGAGCCAUGGGAAAACACGAUAGUUCACCGGGAGGGCCUACGAGUCCGCCCACGUGUUUACAAGGUUAUGGCUGCCUGCACUUUACAUUCCGCCCGCAUCCUGAUCUAGUGAGUGAUGGCAACGGGAUAAAUAAGCUGCCAGAGGUUCGUUACUAGGAUGUAUAGGUUGGUAUUCUCAGACGCUUCCACCUCUCACAUUAACUAUUUCCAAAGGCCGAAAUGGAGAUUGAUCGGGUUUUCAUGAGUGCUUUUUCACGUUCAUUAUACGUAUCAUAUUCGUCAGACUAUUCAGUUCUAGACAUUACAAACGGCUGAUCGACUCCAUUAAAUAUAACUUCUAAGCAGAACUUUAAGUGAAAACACCUGCACGCUUCCCAGGCGCAGUCGCAGUCAUAGGGACAUAUGUGAGCCCUCCUACGUACAGCAUCGAAGAGUCACGCGCGGCCAGCCUCAGUCAUACGCGAGUUCCGAACUUCCAAUGCACCGCCAGUCAGCAGCCAGAACCAGUCGAGUCACCGCCGCAACUGGUCCCUACUCAUCCUCCUCCCACGCACUAACCCAUCCACCGCAUAGUGUUCACAGUUCGACGAUAUAAUUAUGGCGUCGCCGUGGCUGCUCAUCGGCGCUGUGUGUGCGGCGGCGGCGGGAGGGGCAGGAGGGUGCCCCGUCGAUUACGUGGAGCAUCCCGUCAUCCUGGUCUCCAUGGACGGCUUUCGCGCUGAUUUCAUCAACCGCGGCCUGACUCCAACCCUCCAAGCGCUGGCCGACCAAGGGGUGCACGCCGCCUUCAUGCACCCGGCCUACCCCAGCCAGACCUUCCCCAACCACUACACCAUCGUCACGGGCAUGAUUCCGGAGGCCCACGGGAUCAUCUCCAACGACUUCUAUGAUCCUGAAUUCGGCGCCACCUUCAGCGUUGGCAGCGAUGAGGCUCUACUAGGGCGUUGGUGGGGCGGUGAACCCAUCUGGAACACCCUUACGAGGCAGGGCAAGAUCAGCGCCACCUUCUUCUGGCCGGGGUCUGACGCGGACAUAGGAGGGGAGCACCCGAGCUACUGGUACGCCUACAACGAGAACAUCCCCUUCGAGGCCCGCGUGGACCAGGUCCUGGAGUGGGUGUCCCUGCCCGUGGAGCAGCGACCGGCCUGGAUCUCCCUCUACCUCGACGAGCCCGACCACACGGAGCACACCUUCGGCCCGGACAGCCUCCUGGUGAACGCAAAGCUCGAAUACGUUGAUCGAAUCCUGCAGCGCCUCGUGGAUGGCCUGACAGAGCGCGGGAUAUUUGAGUGCGUGAACCUCAUCGUCCUGGCCGACCACGGGAUGGCCUCUUCUGUGGGCCUACCAGAUCACGUUAUCAAGCUGGUGGACUACAUUCCCGAUAUAGAUGAUCUCGCCAACAUCUACACUGGGGCCUUCCCGAGGAUUGACCUCAAGAACGAGAGCGAUGCUGCAGAACUGGACAUAAUGAGUAAGCUGGCGUGCAAGCGUGACGAGAUGCGAGUGUACCGCCGGGAGGACCUGCCCACCCGCCUGCACUUCUCCAACAACCGUCGCAUUGAGGACAUCGUUAUGGACCUGGAGCCCGGCUAUGUGGUGUCCGUGUCCCAUGUCCUGACCAACCUUGGGAAUCACGGCUAUGAUUACUACCAGACAACCAUGAAUGCUCUGUUCAUCGCCACAGGGCCAGAGUUCCUCCAGAGCACCGUGGUGGCGCCAUUCCACAACAUCGAGCUCUACAACCUCAUGUGCCACCUGACUGGUGUGGAGCCAGCGCCCAACAACGGCACGCUGGGCUCCCUCUACCACAUCCUGGCACAGCCCCCAGCGUACCCAGAGCUUCCAGAGGAGGAGAGACCACCUACCUUGGAGUUCCCUUCAGGAGACUUGGGCCCCCUGCUGGACAUGGCUGGCUGUGAGGGUGACCUGCAAGCCCCAGAGGAUUGGCUGUAUUUCCUUAACUUCACUCUGAAGGAGCAGCAGAGUCUGGAGGUCACCCACGUGCCCUGGGGCGUCCCUUACUCCGGCAGCCUGCCCGCCAACCUCACCCUCCUCUACCACCCAGACCACGUCACUGCCUACUCGAAAGCCCUCAAGAUGCCUCUGUGGACCAGCUUCACCGUGGAGGAACCUCUGCUGGGGACACCUGUGGAGCCGUGGACCAGUGACGUGCGGCUCUCCCCGGACACCACCCAGACCUGCGGCUCCUAUAACACGUCGCUGCCCUUCAACGCCUCCAUGUAUCCUCUCUUCCCCCCAGUGUACUCUCGGAACAGCUCCUUCACCCGCAUCCCGUACCUAGUGAGCAAUGCCGUGCCCGUCUCGCCCUCCCUGGAAGAGCGAUGGGUCCAGCUUGUGAGCCACCUGGUGUCGGGGUGGGUGCAGGUCUUAGGGCCUCUCAACCUCAUCCUGGGCCCGGUGUUUGAUAAUAAUGCCGACUCGUACCCAGAUGACUUUGCUGGCUUCAGUUUUCCAGAAGUGCCGUCUGACCUGUUUGCUGUGGUGACGCGCUGCCUGGAAACAGUGCCGUCCUUAGCUGAGUGUCCCCACGCAAUGCUGGAUGCUGACGCUUUCAUCUUCCCACAGGACCAAAUGAUGAGCAACUGCUUGGAAAGCGCAGAGUACGCCAAGGAGUUCAGCGCCAAGGUCCAUGACGUUGAGGUGGUCACUGGGUUCACCUUCUACCCGGACCUCAGCACCUUCAACCGCACCACCCUCGUCCUCCGCUCCCAUCCCAAGAUGUGGCAGAGUCCCUUCCCCGUGCCCAGCCUUCUUCGGGGCCGAGGCGCUGCUUAGAGGCCCAAGGAGUGAUGGUGUGAAUGUCCAGCGCUUGAUAUUUUGAAUGUUAUAUUAGUAUUUAUUAACAGAUAUGUGUCUAGUUCGGCUUUUUGAUUCCAGUUUUUGGUAUCAGAUUCAGGCAAAAGGGUUGGAUUUUCACAGUUGUCAAGAUAUUACAAACUCAUUCAUAAAAAGUGAUAUACAAGGAACAACAAAACCGUCUAUCUACACCUUGAAAAAUGGGUUAAAAUAGGGCAAAUCAGAUACACUACUGUUAAUAAAGACUGAUAUGAUGUUUGAAAAAUUAGACGCAACACGUGGCAUUUAGCUUGAUAAAUAGCAGGUUUGUGUUCUUAAUGCUUAGCCAAUAUGACAAGUACCAGUGA